GCACACACGCGCCACGGCCGCUCCGUGACCGUGAGGCCGCCCCCCGCCCGCCCGCGCCGAGAGAGAGAGAACCGCAGCGCCGGGCAUGCAGCGCCUCGCCUCCUCCCGGAGGCUCCUCCGGGCCGCGCUCGCCCCUGCCAGGGCCAACUCCAGCCUCUCCGCGGCCGUCGCCGCGCCAGCGCCGGAGAAUGGCGCCGCGUCCCCGAAGAUGCCGGGCUUCGACUACACGCCGCCGCCCUACGACGGCCCGCGGGCCGAGGAGAUCUUCCGGAAGCGGGCCGAGUUCCUCAGCCCGUCCCUCUUCCACUUCUACGACCGCCCCUUGAACAUAGUUGAUGGAAAGAUGCAGUACCUAUUUGAUGAGGAUGGCCGUCGUUACCUGGAUGCUUUUGGUGGCAUCGCAACAGUUUGCUGUGGGCACUGCCAUCCUGAUGUUGUUGAAGCCAUGGUAAACCAGGCAAAAAGGAUCCAACACUCCACAGUUCUGUAUCUCAAUCAUGCCAUUGCAGAUUUUGCAGAGGCAUUGGCAUCCAAAAUGCCUGGUGAUCUGAAGGUAGUUUUCUUCACAAAUUCAGGCACGGAGGCAAAUGAGCUCGCACUGAUGAUUGCACGUCUUUACACUGGUUGCAAUGACAUUAUCUCGCUUCGGAAUGGAUACCAUGGAAAUGCUGCUGGAACAAUGGGUGCUACCGCGCAGUCCAAUUGGAAAUUCAAUGUUGUUCAGGUGGGAGUACACCAUGUGCUUAACCCAGACCCCUACAGAGGUGCUUUUGGCUCUGAUGGCGAGAAAUAUGCCAGAGAUGUUCAGGAAAUCAUUGAAUUUGGGACUACAGGGAGAGUUGCUGGUUUCAUUUCAGAAGCCAUACAGGGGGUUGGUGGAAUAGUGGAAUUGGCACCAGGAUACUUGCCAGCAGCAUAUGAUAUAGUAAGGAAAGCCGGUGGUCUCUGCAUUGCUGACGAAGUUCAGGCGGGUGUCGCACGAACUGGAAGCCACUUCUGGGGAUUUGAAGGCCACGGUGUUAUCCCAGACAUAGUUACCAUGGCAAAGGGUAUUGGAAACGGCAUACCGAUAGGAGCUGUCGUGACAACACCGGAGAUUGCUCAGGUGUUGACCCGUAGAAGCUACUUCAACACCUUUGGUGGUAACCCCGUCAGCACAGCGGGUGGGCAUGCGGUUCUCAAAGUGCUGGAGAAGGAGAAGCUCCAGGAGAACGCGUUUGUUGUGGGCUCCUAUCUGAAGGAACAGCUUAACAAGCUGAAAGAGAAGCAUGACAUCAUCGGUGACGUUAGGGGGAAAGGCUUCCUUCUUGGAGUUGAGUUAGUGACAGACCGUGAAAAGAAAACGCCAGCCAAAGCUGAGAUCUCACAUGCCAUGAACCACAUGAAAGAUUUGGGGGUGUUGGUUGGGAAGGGCGGUUUCUACGGGAACGUGUUCAGGAUAACACCUCCGUUGUGCUUCACUAAAGAGGACUCUGACUUCUUCAUUGAUGUGAUGGACAUCGCGCUCUCGAAGCUGUGAGGCAGGCUGUGCGAAGAUGAUGCCAUGUACAUCUGUUGAUCCGUAAAUAAGAGGAGAUUUGCCAGACAGCACCUCGUUGUCUCGUAAUCUGUGCUCGCCAGCUUCAGCUUCCUCCAGUCUGCUGUUCCUCCUUAUCUAGUCGUUUAACAACUCCUUGUUUGAGAUCAAUAAUUAGUUCUUUUUCUAUGUUAUAUGAGCCCUGUAUUUCUGCUAUCCAGAAACAAACCCCUGUCACUAUUAGGAGAUGCAGAGAUACAGCUUUACGUA
Molecule: messenger RNA, 1786 nt
Organism: Panicum hallii
Lineage: Eukaryota; Viridiplantae; Streptophyta; Magnoliopsida; Poales; Poaceae
Product: alanine--glyoxylate aminotransferase 2 homolog 3, mitochondrial-like
Exons: 9
Coding region: 86-1519 (477 amino acids)
Cellular component (GO): mitochondrion
Molecular function (GO): pyridoxal phosphate binding; transaminase activity
Source: RefSeq, a predicted model, not a curated record